This is a messenger RNA of Gymnogyps californianus (California condor), 1698 nucleotides long. RefSeq names its product solute carrier family 15 member 3 (gene SLC15A3). The transcript is spliced from 8 exons. Lineage: Eukaryota; Metazoa; Chordata; Aves; Accipitriformes; Cathartidae. Gene Ontology annotation, cellular component: lysosomal membrane. Gene Ontology annotation, molecular function: transmembrane transporter activity. Gene Ontology annotation, biological process: transmembrane transport. Bases 1 to 1698 code for a protein of 565 amino acids. The record is from RefSeq and is a predicted model, not a curated record.
AUGGAGGACGGCGGGGAGCGGAGCCCAUUGCUGGGGGGGACACCCCUCAAGGGGCGAGGGGCGGCGUGCGCGGCCGUGCUGGUGGUGGAGGGUCUGGAGCGGGCGGCUUUCUUCGGCAUCACGGCCAACCUGGCGCUCUACCUCACCAGCGGCACCUUCGGCUGGGGGGGUACGCAGGCAUCCCGCGCCUGCCUGCUCUUCCUGGGGGCUUCCUACCUGCUCUCGCCCGUCGGCGGCUGGCUGGCCGACGUCUACCUGGGCCGCUACGGCACCGUGGUCCUCAGCUUCUUGCUGUACUUGCUGGCGGCGUGCCUGCUGCCCCUCACCGCAUCGCUGGACGGGCGCCUCUCGGUGUGCGGGCAGCUGCCUGCCGACACCAUCCGAAACUGCUCGUGGCACCGCGGUGGGACGUGCCGGGGGCAGCUCCCCGAGCAGUACUGUGCCCCCACCAUCUACAGCGGCCUCCUGCUCUUGGCGCUGGGCGUCAGCUCCGUCAGAGCCAACCUCACCCCCUUCGGCGCCGACCAGGUGAGGGACCGGGGCGGUGACGCCACGCGGCGCUUCUUCAACUGGUUCUACUGGAGCAUCAACAUCGGGGCCGUCUUCUCCCUGCUGGUGGUGGCCUUUGUCCAGCAGAACAUCAGCUUUCUGGCCGGCUACCUCAUCCCCGUCGCCUGUCUGGCCUUGGCCCUCCUCAUCUUCCUCCUGGCCACCCCCACCUUCGUCACCAAGCCCCCCACGGGCAGCCAGAUCUCUGCCAUGAUCAAGCUGGCCCUGCAGAUUUGCGGUUGCGCCUGGCUGAGCGGUCACUGGUGGGAGGCUGGGGACCCUCUCCCCAACAGCGGAGCCCAGCCUGGAGCCCCUUCGCCCGAGGAGGACCUUGCCAACUUCCAAGUGCUGGCCCGGAUCCUGCCCGUGAUGCUGACCUUCAUCCCGUACUGGAUGGUCUACUUCCAGAUGCAGUCGACGUAUUACCUGCAAGGUCUGCACCUCCACCUCCCCAGCAUCUUCCAGCAUGGCCAGGACCGCGUCAGCACCCUCCAGGGCUACACGUUCCCAGAUGCUUGGCUACUCCUGGCCAAUGUGGUGGUCUUGCUGGCCUUGGUGCCCCUGAAGGACCACGUCAUCGACCCCUUCCUAGCCAGGCAGAGGCUGCUGCCCUCGGCUCUCAAGCGGAUGGCCCUGGGCAUGUUCUUCGGCCUCACCUCCAUCCUCGCGGCAGGCAUCCUGGAGCGGGAGCGGCUGCAGUACGUGCGCCGCAACCAGACGGUGCUGCAGCUUAUCGGCAAGGACCGCUACCUGGCUGCCACGUUGCCCAUCUGGUGGCAGGUCCCCCAGUACCUGCUCAUCGGCAUCAGCGAGCUCUUUGCCAGCAUCCCUGGCCUGGAGUUCGCCUACGCCGAGGCUCCCAAGUCCAUGAAAGGAGCCAUCAUGGGCCUCUUCUUCUUCAUCUCCGGGGUGGGCUCGCUGCUGGGGUCGGGACUGCUGACCCUCCUCUCGCUGCCCACCCACAGGUGGAUGCGCUGCCCGAAGGACUACGGGAGCAUCAAUAGCUGCCGCAUGGAUAACUACUUCUUCUUGCUGGCGGGGAUCCAGUCGGUCACCUGCCUGCUCUUCGCCUGGAUCUCCAGGCGCUACCAGAGCCGGCCGCCGCAGCCGGGUGCCCCCCACCUCUGCACGGGGCCGGAGGGAGACUGA